UUGAUAAACACAAAUCUAAUCAUAAAUGAUACGACUACAUUCUUCGGACUAUAUUUUAUUGUGCUUAAAAAACGCUGUCUAGCGUCUAGAUUUGGUUAAGACCGAUUAUGGGCAGCCAUGAAACUCAUUCCCCAUCUUUCAUACUGUAUUUAACUAGCAAAUUCAAGCAAUUUCAGUUACACCCAAAAACAGAAAAAAGCAAAGAAAAAGAAACUAGUUCAAUUCCCUAACCUAUACUUAACUACAAAUUCAAUUCCAUCAUCAUCUCCCACUCCCCCAACUCGUCCAUAGCUAUGGAGAUCUUUCAGAAAGCGAAGGCCGUCCGGCUGAGGAGCCACCUGAACAAGUACUUAGUAGCGGACGACGAUCAGCAGCACACGCGGCAGAGCCGCAGAGGCGGCGCGUCGAAGAAAGGCCGGUGGUGCGUAGAGUUUGUGGAGGGAAGCAGCCAACUGAUUCGCCUCAAGAGCUGCCACGGCCGCUACCUGAUGGCCUCCGACGUCGCGCUGCUCCUCGGCAUGACCGGAAACAGGGUGCUAUUGACAGAGCAGCAAAACGUGAAAGAUCUGCGUAUUGAGUGGCAGCCUGUCAAGGAUGGAUUUCAGGUAAAAUUGAGGAGUUACGGCGGAACGUUUUUGCGGGCGAACGGCGGGACGCCGCCGUGGAGGAACUCUGUAACGCAUGAUAGUCCUCAUACGACUUCGACGAACAACUGGAUUUUGUGGGAUGUGGAGACGGUUGAGGUGCCGGAAAACGAAAUAUUGACGGAUUCCUUUUCCAAUGCUUCUAGCUUUUCAUCGAUAUCUGAUGAAUUUCCCGAUUUGGAUACGAAUUCGCCGGUUUCCGUACAGUCAAGUUUUUCAACUAAG
Cuscuta europaea is the source of this 869-nucleotide messenger RNA. The record is from the annotation of a GenBank genome assembly. Lineage: Eukaryota; Viridiplantae; Streptophyta; Magnoliopsida; Solanales; Convolvulaceae.